AAACAUGAACGUAUUGUUGUUGAUUUGUUCGUGUAUUGUAAGCGCUUUUGCGCUCGCUGAAGGAAAUUGCGGUUCUCGUCCAAACACCAGAAUUGUGGGUGGUCAUGAAGCUGCUGUAAACAGUUGGCCAUGGCAAGUUAUGGUGAGGUAUUCAUCUGGUUUCCCUUUUUGUGGAGGAUCUCUCAUUGAUCCGAAUUGGGUUGUAACUGCAACGCAUUGUGUAACAGAGGCACGCCCUUCCAGUAUUAAAGUCAGGUUGGGUGCCCACAGCCGCGUAGGUGAAACUGCUGGAACUGAGCAGGACAUUGACGUUGCGGAGAUCAUCACCCAUGAAAAGUACCACUCCCCUGUGACAUACAGCCAUGACAUUGCCCUUCUCAGACUGGCAAAGCCCGCAAAGUUAGGCAAAGGAGUUGGUCUUGUCUGCUUGCCAGAUAACAAUCUACCUCUUCCACUAGACGACCUCAACCAGAGGAAGAAUUGUUGGAUCACAGGGUGGGGAAGAUUGGCCUCUGGUGGUGCUGUCCCGUCAGCUCUACAGCAGAUCGAUGUACCACUGGUGUCAAAGCAGCGCUGUCUGAGGGGAUACCCAGGAAAGAUUCAUGAUUCCAUGUUAUGCGCAGGUCUGGACCAGGGCGGCAUAGAUGCUUGCCAGGGUGAUAGCGGUGGUCCUCUAGUUUGCGAGUUCAAUGGAAAAUGGUAUCUGGAGGGGGUGACGAGCUGGGGAUAUGGGUGCGCUGCGCCAGGAAAGUAUGGUGUCUAUGCUAAAGUUCGUUAUCUGCACUCCUGGGUCUCGAAUAAGAUAGGUGGGGUCGUGCCACCGAAGCCAGAUUGCAAAGACAGUGAUGCCUUUGCCAGCCAGUGUCCACAAUUAGCAGGGUAUGAAGGCUACUGUGAAUACCACCAUGAGUGGACCAAGAAGUACUGUGCCAUGUCGUGCGGCUGGUGUUAGUAGAAACCCAAAUUUAGACGUCCGCUCAAGAGUAAUCCAUUUUCUUCAAAACCAAAGUUGGAGUUGCAAUAGAUUCCGCUUUUAAAACUUUAUAGCAGUGGUUGUUAGUUGUGGGAAAUAAAGUUGAGAAAAGUUUUUAGUUGA
This is a messenger RNA of Stylophora pistillata, 1096 nucleotides long. RefSeq names its product CUB and peptidase domain-containing protein 1. NCBI's taxonomy places the organism in Eukaryota, Metazoa, Cnidaria, Anthozoa, Scleractinia, Pocilloporidae. Gene Ontology annotation, molecular function: serine-type endopeptidase activity. Gene Ontology annotation, biological process: proteolysis. The record is from RefSeq and is a predicted model, not a curated record.